This is a messenger RNA of Camponotus floridanus (Florida carpenter ant), 542 nucleotides long. RefSeq lists its product as uncharacterized. The transcript has 2 exons. NCBI's taxonomy places the organism in Eukaryota, Metazoa, Arthropoda, Insecta, Hymenoptera, Formicidae. Bases 103 to 531 code for a protein of 142 amino acids. The record is from RefSeq and is a predicted model, not a curated record.
UGGGAGAAAAUUGGUGCAGAACUCAAAGAAAAAUACAAUUUUGGAAUAAGGGAUGAAGGAUCUGUUUGCUCACAGAAGUGGCGCAACCUUGAAAGUGCUGUGAUGAACUUUUUACAAAAUGCUGGUGCUGGUAAUUCUGGUAAUGGAAAAGUGAAAAAACCAGCAUUUUAUGAUGAGGCGUCACCUACACCCACUACCUCCAAAGAGCAACCAGCCACGACUUCGAAUGCUACAAAUUCUGCAAGACAAUCAGCUACCAAUGCAAUGGUUUGUGAAUCUGAAAAUGCAUUAUCAGAUGAAGACGACCUCAAUGAAAGUCCAUUCAAUCAUGUGAAAUCAUCCACCAAACCAAAGAAACCUAGAGUUGACAACAGCUGCAUCCUAAAUUUUCUGAAAAAUGAAGCUGAGGAACGUCGCAAGCAAAAUGAAAGUUUGAUGAAACUGAUGCAAGAUUCCAAUGAUACUAAAAAGGUUUUCCUUAGUAUAAUUACCAAGAUGAUGAGCUCAACCACAAGCUCAAAUAAAAUUUAAGCUAAUUAAAA